Messenger RNA from Racocetra persica, 691 nucleotides. The record is from the annotation of a GenBank genome assembly. NCBI's taxonomy places the organism in Eukaryota, Fungi, Glomeromycota, Glomeromycetes, Diversisporales, Gigasporaceae.
AUUCAAACUAACCUUCAACAGGUUGACGUUAAUAAAUAUGUAUUCGAAAUCCCUGACGCCGGAACCGUAAAUCACAUCGUAGUAUUUUUACUUGGUACAGUUCCUUUUGAGCCUGGUUACGCAGCCACUGUACAUUUUUUAUGGCCAGGAGGCGAACAUGGCUGGAAAUUGUUGGGCAUGCUCUCCAACGAGAAACCAAGCGCGAUUUUCCGUCUUCGUGGGUCAGUCAUUCCUGGAACGACGAAUGCAUUUACAUCAUCGAAUGCAUUCACUUUUGGUUCAACAAAAUUGAUCACAAAUUAUAAUGCAGACGAAAUGUCUAUGGACGUUAAUGAUUUAUCAUCGGCCACUACUUCUGUAACAGCAACAUUAGGCAUUUCUAUCGAACCAGUCGCCAUGGUGGAAUCACAAAUUGCAACGCUCCCUCAGACAUCUAACCAACCACAAACCAGUAGUGGUUUUGGUGGUAUAAGUAUAACCCCAGAGCUUAUUAGUCAAAUAACGCAGAACACACUUCGGAACCUCUAUAAUUAUGCUACAUCAUUCGCUACAUCUUCUACCCCUUUUGGUUCGCAAAUAAUUGGGACUGGCAAUACGUUUAUAUCAGCGAAAGUGUUCCAGGAUUGGUAUGAAACUUUCACACGCAAAGUUAAGAUUGACCCAAAUGUGGUGUUGAAAGACGAUAAUAAUA